Molecule: messenger RNA, 543 nt
Organism: Aspergillus lentulus
Lineage: Eukaryota; Fungi; Ascomycota; Eurotiomycetes; Eurotiales; Aspergillaceae
Source: RefSeq, a predicted model, not a curated record
AUGAAAUUAAUUCUCCCUCAAAGCUUGUCUCUUUGCACCGCUGCACUCGCUGCUCUUGCUAAGACCAGCCCCUCACAGCAAGAAUUGCUCGUCGGCGAGGACUUUAUGGCCCAACAAGACAACAGAAUCCCCGGCCACAACGAUGCCAUCUACGACACUGUACCUAAGGAUGACCAGAUAUUCAAGAUUGAAUUCCUAGAGAUUGCCCCGACACCUAUUAUCGCUGACCGUGUCUUCUUUGUCUACCUACGCGGUUAUCUACCCGAAUCUAAAAAGAAGGAACUAUCACUUUCUGACGAGGGCCUCAUUAAUGCAACCCUCAAAGUGAGCGCCUCUACUGUCUAUCCGGAUGGUAGUCAUGAUAAUGAGGACUCCACUACAGGGGCAUUGAAGACUACGCCCUUUAAUGAUCUAGCCCACCUGACUAUUCGUAAUACCUAUGGAGUUCAGGUUGACUACAUGCCUACUAGCGGCCGCAGUGAUAUUUUACUAGAUUUUCAGAUUCCUACAAUGUUUUUGAGGAGUGAAGGGGGCCUUAAAUAG